CAAAUUGUCUAGAUGUUGUAGAAAUCUCAUUAACUUCGGAUUUCGGGAGGUUUCGGAGUUUAACCCAAAGUCGUAAAGAUUACUAGUUUUUUCCAAAGUCUGGUAAAACAUCGGGAAAACCUCAAAAUUUGCACAAGAGUUGUAGGGACAUGCUUAUCCGUGUAUUAGGCGAAAGAAAACUAGCAAUUAUUUUAAUCGAAGUCUGAUCACACAUUUCGUGUUUUAAGAUGUUUUAGUUCUUCCAGAGUUCUUGAUAGCAGUUGGCGACUCUGGUUCGCCUGCUUAUUGAAACAUUGCUUUUACUUGUGGGUGAUUUACUUCUUCCAGUUUCAAACUCACAGUCUUUUCAAUUCACUUAUCACUUAGUGUUACAGUAUGGUUCUAUUUUCACCACAUGUGAAUUGGUUCAAAAACAUUUUUAGGCGAUUUGUUUGUGUUUAUUUUAUAUUCAGAUUCCGUAUUCAUAUAUUGGUAAUUCAGCCAAGUUUUGACCAGAAAUCUUAUAAUUAAAAUCUUCACGUCGAAAUGGGUACAGACGGUUAUUCUGUUUUUGUGCUUCAUGAAGGACAUUAUGCAAGAUCCCCUGACUACGUAUAUCGAAAGUGUAAUACUGCACUAAUUCGUGGUCCAGCAGGUGCUUAUGUGGUGAACCCUGGGUCUGUUUGGAAUGGGCCUGAGUUGUUAUCAUCUCUCAAAGCUGCGGGUAUUCACGAACCUGAAAAGGAUAUCAAAGGUGUCAUAUGUACAGAUGGUCAUGCUGAACAUGUUGGUUGUAUGAGUACAUUCGGCUGUGCUGAAAUAAUGAUUGUUGGAUACGAUAUACAAAUGCGAGGCGACAAGUUUUUGGAGCACGAUUUUUCCUGUGGAAUAACACCGUAUGAAUUUGAUGAGAAUUUUUGUGUUAUCGGAACUCCUGGUCAGAGAGGUCCACAAGUCAGUUUGAUAGUAAAUGGUCGUCUUAUAGAGUUGAAGACUGGUGAGUGUCGUGAAUCAUGUCGUAUAGCUGUUACUGGGAACUUGUUUAUGGAUGUUCAAGAUGCUAGUCGUGUAAGCUUUCUUGACACGCUGGAAGGGAAUUAUGGAGAAAGUAACUGUGACAAAGAAAAUUUGAUCAACGGUUGGCGUCAAAGCCGUAUGUCUAUUUUAGAGCGAGCUGAUUGGGUAGUCCCUGCUUAUGGUCCUCCCUUCAAGGUUAAACCGGAAUAUUCUUCAACACCAUGCGCUAAUAGAUUACGUCAACAUUUCACUCAUCAAUUUUCGUGUAGUUUAAAGAAACCUAUACCUAAUUUAUAUUCAAGAUAUCUAUAUCAGUACAAAUUAAAAAAACAAAAUAAACUAUUAACCGCUGCAGCUAUUGAUGCAUGUAAUUUAAAACCUGGUGAUGAUGUAUUAGAAAUUGGAUUUGGACAAGGUUAUGGUAUUAGAUUAGCUGCUGAAUGCGUUGCUCCUGUUACAAUUAACCAUUGGAAAUCUUCACGAAUUAAAUUUAUACUAGAAAAUGCUUUUUCAACAUCAACUAUUAAAUCCAAUACAUUUAAAAAUGAUGGUCAUGUUUAUGGUGUUGAAAUUUCUGAAUAUAUGCUACAAAAAGCAAAAAGGAAACUAUGGCCUCUUACUAAAACUGAUUGCAUUGACUUACAAUUAAGAAGUGUAGAUCAUCUGCAUUAUCCACCUUCCUCAAUCAAUGCUUGUUUUCAUGUGAAUUGUUUUUACUUCUGGCCUUCGUUAACAUGUUGCUUACAAAAAAUUUGGAGAGUUCUACGUCCUAAUGGACGUCUUGUAACUACUUUUCAAAUAAAUCAAUUAAUUGAUUUACAUCAACGCGGAUGGUUUCAAUAUGGUAAUCCUGAUCCCUUAAUUUAUGUGAUGGCAUUAGAAACAUGUGGAUUUAAUCAAAUUGAAUGGUUAAAACAACAAACAAAAUUCAAUUUAAAUGAAACAUAUGAUUGUAUUAUCGCUCACAAACCACCCAUUCCAUUAUUAAGUGCUUCAAUCUCUUAG
Messenger RNA from Schistosoma curassoni, 2001 nucleotides. The record is from the annotation of a GenBank genome assembly. Lineage: Eukaryota; Metazoa; Platyhelminthes; Trematoda; Strigeidida; Schistosomatidae.